AUGGAGAUAUGGACGCAGUGGCUGGUUCGAGUGGUGUUAUCGCGGCUAAUCCCAAUGUUGAUCAAUAUUUCGUCGAAACGGAAGCAUCUUUGGCACUCUGGAGUUGUGGAACAACAGAUACAAUGCGUCUUGUAUACCUUCUUCACCUUCGCCAACCUUGCCGCCCCCGUUUUUCUGCAUAAAUUUGGGACCAAAAAGACGUUGCUCACCUCUAUCAUCUGCUUCGUCAUAUAUUCCUCGAAUUUUCUAUUGAUCCGGAAUUAUGUGUACUUUCCGUGCUGUGCGUUUGCGGGGGUGGGGUUGGCGUUCUUUUUCUGCGGUUUCGGCGCCUACACGGCAAAACACUCGACGGCUCGAACCUUAUCUAGAACCCAAUCUUUCUCUUUUAUGCUAACCGGAAGCAGCAUGCUGCUCAGUGGGAGUUUCAUGAUCCUUACCUCGGCUAUUGCGAAGAGUCCAAACGCGGAGAUCCACGUCUUCCGGAUCGGGAUGAUUUUUGUGUCGGUAUUGGCGCUAAUUUUGUGCUCAUUAUUACCGAGUCGGAAAAUCAAAGGGGCGAUUUAUCAACGAGACAAGACAAAGACAGCUGGGGAUCAAUUUAAAAUGGUCCUCCGAGCCAUGCGCAACCCCGGUCUACUACGUCUCAUUCCUCUCUACAUCUUCUGCGGAACCUUUACCUGUUUUAUGAACUCAAUCUACACGACGACGGUCUCAUUCACCGAAUCCUUCGCCGACGACAGGGAUCUGGUCGCUUUUGUCUGCAUGAGCAUGUCGAUUGGAGAGUUGUCGGUCGGUCUUGCGAUGGGAUACCUUAAUCGAAAAGCCGCCGCGACUGGGUUUUUCUAUUACGCCAGCUCGAUCUGUACGGUGUAUAUUUUGAUGGGGCUGCUAGCUGGGCUUCUGAUGCUAGCCAAGAUGAACGACGAUCGGUUUAUGGCGAUGGCGGCAAUUUUGCUGGGUAUCGUCCAGUUGCUCGGAUUUUACGGCUUCGACAUGAUGGCUUUUCUCGUAGAACCCGUCUGCCAUUCAGUCCGGGAGCGGUGUCCAGAUUGCAUAAUCGAAUAUGCCGGAUAUUAUGGAGUAGCUAUCCUAUGCUUCUCCUACACCAUCGGAAACCUGAUUGCCCCCUGUCUUUUGCCGAUUUUCGGGUCCCAAGGCUGCCUGACCCUGUCAGCCCUGUGCUUUGCUUCUUACGCAGCAAAUUUUUUGUAUUUGCGAAACUAUUUCUAUUUUCCGGCCUGUGUCCUGGGCGGCUGGGGCUUUGCAUUUUUUUACGCUGGCGGUGGUUCCUAUGCACUGCGUCACUCCACGGAUCGUACGCUUUCCAGGAACCAGUCAAUCACCUGGAUGGUGGGAAGUGUCACUACCCUACUAAGCGGUAUUUUUCAAAUUGUCACUAAUACGGUGCUUGACGAGAUUCCGGAUGAGAAUAUCACUACGCUGGCAUAUGAGAACCAGGCUGCUUAUCGUGAUUUCUCGGAUUUGGAAAUCCGUAUCUUAUCCACCGGAAUGACAUUCAUAUUCCUGACGCUAUACCCGACCACACUCGCGUUCACCGAUUCUCUCGCCGGGGAGAAGAACACUGUGGCUUAUUACUGUAUCGCGGUAACGAUUGGGGAAGUGAUCGUCGGUCUGAUCAUCACAACGUUGAACAAGCGUGUCAAGGAUUUUGGCAUGGUGCCAGCGCUGUCAAUAACGACUGCAUUGACGGCCACGGUUGCCGCAUUAAUGAUAGCGUUUACACCAGCUCUAUCGUCAUUGGCACCAACCAAGGAGAUCUCACUUUUUGAGCCAAGCGCAACGGUCGCCAUCAUCCUCGGAAUUUUAUGCGGAGCCCUGGAUGGGGCGGCAAAUAAUUGCCGUAUGGUUUCGGCGGCAAAAUCCUUGCCAGCUGACCCAGCUAUUGGCUUCAGUGUUUCAAAGUUUUAUCAGGCAAUCGGCCAAACAACCUGCCUCUACCUCGGCGCCAUGUUUAAUAUGCAUCAGAUGAUCCUGCUGUCUGCGAGUAUGCUGAUUGCCGGUAUUUUCGGCUAUAUCCUCUUCCUACGCGGGCUCAGCAAUCGAAAGGUUUCAACCCAAAAGAUACCUCAU
Molecule: messenger RNA, 2091 nt
Organism: Mesorhabditis spiculigera
Lineage: Eukaryota; Metazoa; Nematoda; Chromadorea; Rhabditida; Rhabditidae
Source: the annotation of a GenBank genome assembly